AAAAAGUACUAGAGCUGAAAAACUUUUUCGUAUCAUUGAAAAAGUAAUAAAAGAAGAUAUGUACCGUAGUUGUUUAAUAAUUGAUUAUUCAUUUGAUUAAUCAUGAUUGAUUUUAAUAUUAAAUUUCCUUCGAACCCUUCUGUGAAAAUUUGAAAAUUAAAUAAAUAAAUAAAUAUUUUAAUUUGUAAAAGUUCUGAUCGUAAAAAAUUAUUAAAGAUCAAAACCGUCAGGGUAAAUAAAAAUUAGCUAGAUAUGUAUCUGGCUAAAAGUAGGUAAAAAUCAGCUAUAUAUAGUGUGCACACUUGGUGAAUGGCCUUAGAAUAAUUGCGCGAAAACUUGCGCGCAUGCGCGGGAAAAAAGUAAAAAUACCACAACCUAAAAUUCUUCAAUAAUUAAAUUAAAAAUACACUUGUGAUUAUUGUAAGAAUUUAAAAAAAUAAUUAAAAGUAUAUAUGUAAUUAUAAUUAUAAUUAAAUAAUAAUAAAUGUAUCCAUUAAUGAAAUUAAUAAGCAACAAACAAUUGAAAUUAUUAAUAAGAAAAUGUUCAACUGCAGCAAAAAUAAAUAAUAAUAAUAAUUGUAAAAAAUAUUCACCAGAAAUAGAAUUAAUAGGCCGCAAAUAUAAAACAGAUGAUUGGACGAACUUGACAUCUAAAAUAAUAUCAAAGUUAAAUAAAAAUCUUCACACAACUGAGUACCACCCGCUGUCACAUGUCCGUCAAAAAAUAGUCAAUUUUUUCUACAAAAAUUACCGUAACAAAUGUGGGAACCCAGUAUUCAGCGUGUGCGACAAUUUGUCACCAGUAGUAAGUGUCCAGCAAAAUUUUGAUUCCCUCCUGAUACCUGGGGAUCAUGUCAGUCGCAGCAAGAAUGACUGCUACUACGUCAAUAGCGACACAAUGUUACGAGCGCACACGACAGCACAUCAAGCAGAACUGAUAGCGAUGGGUCUCGAUAAUUUUUUGAUAAUCGGUGACGUUUAUCGGCGAGAUGAAAUAGAUGCCACGCAUUACCCAGUCUUCCAUCAGGUUGACGCUGUCAGACUCUGCACGCGGGAUGAAGUCUUCAAAAAUGUCAACAACUCGGACAAUCUGAAACUUUUUGAGUCUAAUGGCAGAGAGAGUGAUGAGAAACAAAUUGUCCAUACUCUGGAAGCCGUCAAAAUAAUGGAACACGAACUUAAAAGUGUUCUCGUAGGUCUCGCUCAAGCACUUUUUGGUCAAGAUGUCAAAUACCGUUGGGUCAUUCAGUAUUUUCCAUUCACUCACCCGUCAUGGGAGCUGGAGGUGUUUUAUAACGACCAGUGGAUUGAAGUCCUGGGCUGCGGUAUCGUCAGACACGAGAUUUUGAAAAACUGCGGAGUUACUGAUCGUAUUGGUUGGGCAUUUGGUCUAGGUCUUGAAAGAUUGGCCAUGUGCUUUUAUAAUAUCUCAGACAUCAGGCUGUUCUGGAGCCAGGACACUGGAUUUUUAAAUCAGUUCAAGUUUGAUGAUCCUGAUACGCCAGUUAAAUACAAGCCCAUCAGCAUUUACCCGCAGCUUGCUAAUGACAUAAGUUUCUGGCUACCGGACAAUGAGUACUCGCCGAAUGAUUUCUAUGACCUAGCCCGCGAGCACGGCGGUGAUAUAAUAGAACAAAUAACACUGAUAGAUGAAUUUACUCAUCCGAAAACCAAAAAGGUGUCGCAUUGCUACAGAAUUAUUUACCGGCACAUGGAACGCACUCUUACCCAAAAAGAAGUCACUUCUGUACAUACAAAAAUCCAAGAAGCUGCUGCUAGCGAACUUAACGUCACUCUUCGUAUUAAAUAAUUAAAUUUUACUGUAAAUUACAUUCGCUAUUUUAUUUUAAUUUAGGUAGAUUAAUAAAAAUUAUUUUAUUUAAUAUAAUACUUUAUUAAUUGCAAUUAUUAAGAA
Molecule: messenger RNA, 1915 nt
Organism: Microplitis demolitor
Lineage: Eukaryota; Metazoa; Arthropoda; Insecta; Hymenoptera; Braconidae
Gene: PheRS-m
Product: probable phenylalanine--tRNA ligase, mitochondrial
Exons: 3
Coding region: 485-1810 (441 amino acids)
Biological process (GO): phenylalanyl-tRNA aminoacylation
Cellular component (GO): mitochondrion; cytoplasm
Molecular function (GO): phenylalanine-tRNA ligase activity; tRNA binding; ATP binding
Source: RefSeq, a predicted model, not a curated record